AUGCCCAGGGUCUCCAAUAGGUAUAAAGUGGGAGUUAGGUUACGAUGUAUUUCUGAAGCAGGAUAUAUUGUUUCAGAGGUGACGGUGACGUACCGGCGCGGCCUGCCAGUGAUCACGGUGCCGCUGCCCUCGCGUCGUGAGCGAUGCCGCUUUACACUGCGGCCCGUUUCGCAGACCGUGGGAGACCUGUUAGAACAGGUGAAGGCCGAAGAUCGCGGCGUGGAGCGAGCGACGGCGUUGGCUUCAGACGAGCGCGUGCGCAUUGCCGCCAGCGACACCAUCGAGUCGCUACUCGAGACCGACUUCAGACUGAUCAUCAAUGACACCGAGUACUACGUCAAGUCGCCGGCGCAGGAACGGCUUAGCAAUGAGGAGAUUAUGCGCCUGAGCGACGUGCGAAACCUGGUGAACCAGUUGUAUGAGGCGCUCAACGUGCGCGAACAUCAGAUCCGCAAGGAGAGGGAGCUGCAUGCACAGCUGGAGAAACUCACCUUCGAGCUGCAACCACUGGAGGAAAAACGCCUGAGUCUCGAAGUGGAAACGACCAGACGGACCUCAGCGCUCACGUGGGUGGGUCUGGGCCUGAUGGGCGUGCAGUUCGGGGUUCUCGCGCGCCUCACUUGGUGGGAGUACUCGUGGGACAUCAUGGAGCCUGUCACGUACUUCGUCACGUACGGCACUGCAAUGGCCGCGUACGCGUACUUCGUUCUGACCAAGCAGGAAUAUAUAUUGCCCGACGUGAAAGACAGACAACAUUUGCUCACACUCCAUAAAAAGGCGAAAAAGAUCGGCCUCGAUAUUAACCACUACAAUCAUCUGAAAGAUGAGAUAAAUAAAUUAGAAAGAGACUUAGGUCGCCUCAGGGACCCGCUACAAAUACAUUUGCCGUCUUCGUACGUCAGAAAGAGCGAGGAGAACAAUCGUUCUCCCCUCACCAAGAUUAGAGAAAUGCUGGAAGAGACCGGCAAGAAGAUGAAGAUCACGUAAUAUUGGCUGUACGGCACGCGUCGCCGCGCGUAACGAGUGUUCGUUGAAAAUCUUCCGUGCUGUUGUUAUGUUGGCAACACUGAGACGUCAAACUUGUCUUUUUUUCUUAACGGCUUCGUGAUUUAGUUCGUUAAGCCUAUGAUUUUUGUUUUGUUUCUGAUGUAUUAUGAUUUCGGGGUCUAAAACAUAUUAAUUAUGUUUUACUUAAGAAUGAGAUAUUGUUUUUUGAUUAUAUUUUGUCUUAUGUGGUCUGUUUUACGCAUUCUCUUAAUUCUGAUUAGAUGACUGAUUUCCUAUUUUUGAUGAAGUUACUUUUGAGGUUUUAUGAAAGUCUUUGUAUCUUUAAAUUGAGAAAACAACUGUAUUCAGCUUGCAAUUUUGCUAUUUUAGACCCCUGUUAUGUUGUUCAAUGUGCAAGAUAACAAAUUUAACAACCAAAAUUAGUUGUAAGCGUCGAUUUCGUAUUUCGUACUAUGGCCUCAGUGUUGUCAGCAACAAAUUUAGUAACUGUACACAUUGUUAAAUAAAUGCUUGUUAAUAAAUGAGAAGCACUGUUCAACUAUUUCAACGUCACUAUUUUCGAAUAAUAGUUACAUGUGAAUUUAUUAUAUUCUGUUGUUUUUAGAAACAAUUAUUGUAAACAAAAAAAGAAAAACAUGGGAAGACCUAUUCAAACAGGGAAAAUAUAAUUUUGCCUUUAGGAAAUUUUUAGUAACGUGUAUAUUAUUAAUUUAGUAGAGUUUUUAAGUUCUGCUCACUUUCGUUUCCUAUGUAGUUUUUAGAUGAAACUCAGCGUUACUUAUUGCCUUAGAAGCAAAACAAAUCUCCUUAACUACUGUGCCAAUGUGAAUGUUGAUAAUGUUUGUCCCGUUUCUAAUACGAAACAUAAACAUUUCUGGGAUCAUAAUUUUCUUGUUACUAACCUUCGUAGAUUAUAAAAUAUGAAAUCUAGUCUUUAAAAUAAAUAAAUGGUAUAGUUCAAAGUGAUUAAAUACAAAUCGAAGCGGUAAGAAUACAUUUCCACUCAGAUUCUUCUUGAAUUACUACAAUCCCUGCGGACAAUGGGGUAGUACUCAAAGUUAAAAUUCUAUAUAAUAUACGUAUCAAAAACAGUAAAAAGAUAUAAUUUGAAAAAAGAACAUUGUUAUCUCUUUCGCUCUUAAGGCAUUGUUGGCGAUAACGUCAUUUUUUCAUAGUGCCGUCCUUCUUCCACAUUUGAUUGCUUUUUCACUCGCACUUGUGCCACUAAUGGUCAUUGUUUUAAAAUGUCGUCCCUCUUCUGUGAUUUGACAUUUGCUCAUCCUACCAGAUACAAAUUUAUAAAUCUGUACGAAAUAAAUUCGAAGUACACAACCCAAUUUCACAAAAUCCGAACUACUAUCCCGUCUGUCGCAAAAGCAAUUAAUGAAAUCAAAAGGUUAAAUUAAAUUAUUAAUUAGUUGGUAGAUUAAACCUUCAUUAAUAAUUUGUUCACAAUUUUUAAUAAAGACAAAACAUUGUAAGUAGUAAAAUUAUACUUUUUGUAGACAAACUUAUAGGUAGGUAUUUACUUAUUUUUACUGUAGUUUAUACAUCAACAAUAGUUGAAUAUCCAAUAUUUGUAGUAAAAUGGGAUAUGUAUGAAAAAGUGCAUGCACAAAUUUAUUUAUUUUUGUGCUGAUUUUAGUUAAAUUUUACAACCGUUUUUCUAGAAAGCUAUAAAGUAGAUAGACAGAUGUUAAGUUUUUAAAAAUUAAAUUCUUGACCUAGCGGUUAGUGAUCCUAACAGCGAAUCCUGUUAGCCCUAAGAAAAGGCAAAUGUUUUUGUGGUGAACACGUGCCUUUAUCUGUCAUGGAUGUUUAUUUAUGUUUUUAUUUUUAAUAUGUUUAUGCGUUAUAGCACCUAUAUUUAAAAAAAAACGUUCUUUCUCACUAGAUAAAUACAUUAGCUCGAUACUUGAUGGAUCUAGUGAAUUCUAGUGAGAACUUAUCUUCUCUAUAGAUCCUGAUUUCAAGCUCAGGUUGAUUGUUGUGUGUCCAGCUCUUAUUGAUCUAAUUAUGUCAUAUGUGCUUAUCAUUGAAACUGUGCACUGCACUCCUUUAGAACGAUAUCUCUGUAACUUUUUCAUACAUAUUCCAUAUUAACAUCACAAUAUCUUUUCGACCAAGCGGUUGACUUGCAGCAAUUUACCGACUCAUUUAUUUUGAACGGAUUAAUAUUUUUUAAUCUCUCUCCCAUUUUACAUAUUGUCCCAAGAAAUAUUGUGAGUCUAAGUAUACUUAGAUCUAUUAUCUCAAUAUAAUCUAAAUAAUUAAUUUUAGAUGCUCAUUUCUUAGAAAAUGUUUUGGCAAUUUGUGACAAUGGACAGAAAUAUUUUAUAAAAAUAUUUACUCUAGUAAGUGUUAUAUAAUGUUUUGGGUAGAGUAGUGCAAGAUAUUGUUUAGCUGAAGCACUCAAUGUUUUUUUGUGAAAAUUGUGCAAUUUAGUUUAUUUACUUACUUUCAAAGUUCUAUAUAAAUUAAGAAAAAAAAAAUAGCCAAAUCUAUUUCUGUAAAUCCACCUACCUUAAAUAACGUAAUUUAUCUCUAGUUAAUUUUACAUUUAAAUGUAGACUGAAUGAAUAUGCACAAAAAUACACUUUAAGAACUGGUGCUUUAACCGCGAAGAUUCAAAUCUUUGCUGCUUUUUUAUUAUAAUAUU
Chilo suppressalis (striped riceborer) is the source of this 3667-nucleotide messenger RNA. The record is from the annotation of a GenBank genome assembly. Lineage: Eukaryota; Metazoa; Arthropoda; Insecta; Lepidoptera; Crambidae.